Messenger RNA from Lodderomyces orthopsilosis Co 90-125, 765 nucleotides. RefSeq lists its product as uncharacterized. Gene Ontology annotation, molecular function: RNA binding. Lineage: Eukaryota; Fungi; Ascomycota; Pichiomycetes; Serinales; Debaryomycetaceae. The coding region runs from base 1 to 765 and encodes 254 amino acids. Gene Ontology annotation, cellular component: nucleolus. The transcript has a single exon. The record is from RefSeq and is a predicted model, not a curated record.
AUGGUCAGACAUAACAGACAGAUACUUACUGCGGGCAAAAACUAUGCUGAGAAGCAAGCCAAAAAACACGCAGUAAAUGAGGUAACAUUUGACAAAGAAAGUCGUGAAGAGUAUUUGACUGGUUUCCAUAAACGUAAAUUACAAAGGAAAAAGAAAGCCCAAGAAUAUAAUAAGGAACAAGAAAGGUUAGCUAGGAUAGAAGAGAGGAAACAAUUGCGUGAUGAACGUAAACGAGAUUUGGAGAAUCAGUUGCGUGAGUUUAAUGAAAAGGCAAAGGAACUUGCAAUGAUAAAUGGUGGCUUAGCUGAUGAUAUUGAAGAGGAGGGUGAAGGUAGUGAUGAUGAUGAAUGGACUGGGUUUGAUGAAGACGGAUCUGAAGAAAACCCUAAAGAAGAUAAACCAGUUUCACUAAAGGGAAUAUUACAUCACAAAGAAAUAUACGAGCCUGAUUCAGAUGCUAAUGGAUUUGGCGAUGAAACAACAGUGACAAUAGAAUCAAUAGAUAAACCAUUAGGAAGUGCCAACGGAGCUAAUUUGGAAGAGAUUGCCAAAACUAACAAUGUUGAUUUAAACAAAUCGGAAGAAGUUUUGGAAGAAGCGGUUGAACGAGCAAAGAACUAUGCUGUAUUAUGUGGUGUUUCUAAACCUUCAAAAGUAGAGAAACCAAAGACCAAGAAGAAGAAGUUUAGAUAUUUGAGUAAAGCGGAACGAAGGGAGAAUACAAGAAAAGAGAAACUUAAGAGUAAACUUCGAGGAAAGAAAUAA